AUGAAGCAAGGAGCCCUGUACUUCGACCAACUACUUCUAGGACAAGACAUGCCACAAGGCAUCUACAGUGCCACUAUUAACCAGCUCAGAUUCGAGCACCUCGUCUGGGUGACGGGGGUCAUCCUCCACAGUUCCAUGCGAGACUUGAUCUCCCCCAUGAAAAUCGCCUGGGACCAUAUAGAAAUGGGCGACUUCAGUAUCCUACAGGCAGCAGAGGACCUCGGCUGGAAGGAGGGCUUAUAUCGGGCGGACUACGACCCGUGGGCCGCACAGAAUCACUUCAAUAUCGACGGUAGCGAGCGUACCACUACUGGUAUAUUUGCCAGCUUGACCAGAGGUGAUAAGGGACAUUCUGGGAAGGAGUUUUGGGAGAAGAUUGGAUUGAAGUCUCGUCUGGGCGAGCGAGGGACUGGCAAAGACAAACAAGCAAUUGUGUCCCUUCAUACGAGCCUGGGCGCCCGGAGCGAUUCGGGCGUACCAGAGUCGAACGCAUCCUCAUCCAUCUCGGUGGAAGAAGAGGACCCAAAACCGUUCAUGAAGCUCAUUAUGCCACUUGCGAGGCACCAGAGAUCAGCUCGAAGCACUACUGCCUGGGCAUGCUACAGAGGCUGGUUCAUCUCACCUAAAGACGGUGAACACGGGACUUGA
Messenger RNA from Clonostachys byssicola, 648 nucleotides. Lineage: Eukaryota; Fungi; Ascomycota; Sordariomycetes; Hypocreales; Bionectriaceae. The record is from the annotation of a GenBank genome assembly.